Molecule: messenger RNA, 219 nt
Organism: Guyanagaster necrorhizus
Lineage: Eukaryota; Fungi; Basidiomycota; Agaricomycetes; Agaricales; Physalacriaceae
Exons: 1
Coding region: 1-219 (72 amino acids)
Source: RefSeq, a predicted model, not a curated record
AUGAAGCUUAUCUUCAAUUAUGAUUUUGAUAUAGUCUAUGUGCUUAGAGUUGAGAACAUGCUGAGUGAUGCAUUAUCCUGCUUAUAUUCUAAUGAUGAUGUUGAUACUAUAUAUAUAGCAUCAGAAUUUUUGAUCUAUGAUGAAGAUUAUCCAUUUAUAAAAGACAACAAGAACUUGACUGCUUCUCUUUUAGUUGGACUUGAAGCAAAUGCAGUAUAG